AAACCUGGCAGCCAUACUGUGACAGCGUCUGGCCAAGAGAAAGAAUGGACAUCUGCUGUCUCCCUGUGCCCAGGUCCUCAUCUACCCAGCUUUGCAGAUGACAGAUUUCAACCUGCCUUCAUACCAGCAGAAUCAUGCUGGGCCCAUAUUGUUCUGUGGCCGGAUGGCAUUCUACUUCCUGCAGUAUCUCAACGGGGACACGUCAGUGUGCCAGGAUGUGCUGGAGGGGAACCACAUCCAUGCUGAGAUGAGGCUGGCCUUCAAGGAGUGGUUUUCCCCAGAACACCUCCCUCCUGAGUGUAGGGUGCGGUGCCACCGCCAGCAUGUACACUCAGACUUAGACUACAACAAGGAGGUGUACCACAAAAUCAAAGACCGUCUGGAUCCGGAGGUGUCCCCGCUCCUGGAGGAUGACACAUUUAUUCGUCUGACCCCACCGGCCUUUAUCCUGACCUGUGUGUACGACAUGCUGAGGGAUGUUGGGAUCCUGUACAGGAAGUGGCUGCUGGACCUGGAACUGGAAGUCACAUGGCAUCACAUGCCAGACCGCUUCCUUAGACUAAUGGAAUAAAAAAAAUAGGCUGGUUAACCUUCCCAUCUGCAACAUAGGCUGUAGAUAUAACUUUAAACUACGUAAAAACGUAUAAAAAUUAUAUAGGGAUUAUUUCGAGAUUAGAUCUUUCAUGUUCCUGGCAAGUGACUUUGUUCUUUUUACAGGCAAAGCUAAUAAACUCCUACACAGCUUAGUACAUAUUUUACUCUUAUUUUAAUCAGUUAAGGCAUUCAUUUUAAUUUCUACAGAAAGAUGCAUCCAAUUAUAUUCAUUACGAUUUAA
Salvelinus fontinalis (brook trout) is the source of this 835-nucleotide messenger RNA. RefSeq names its product arylacetamide deacetylase-like 3. Bases 98 to 571 code for a protein of 157 amino acids. The transcript has a single exon. The record is from RefSeq and is a predicted model, not a curated record. Gene Ontology annotation, molecular function: hydrolase activity. Lineage: Eukaryota; Metazoa; Chordata; Actinopteri; Salmoniformes; Salmonidae.